Fragaria vesca subsp. vesca is the source of this 1006-nucleotide messenger RNA. RefSeq lists its product as uncharacterized. The coding region runs from base 8 to 883 and encodes 291 amino acids. The transcript has a single exon. NCBI's taxonomy places the organism in Eukaryota, Viridiplantae, Streptophyta, Magnoliopsida, Rosales, Rosaceae. Gene Ontology annotation, biological process: defense response. The record is from RefSeq and is a predicted model, not a curated record.
ACUAUCAAUGGAGCAAAGGACUCUGGAGCUGGAGCUGGUCUCCGCCAAGGACCUAAAAGAUGUGAACCUCAUCUCCAAGAUGGACGUCUACGCCGUCGUCUCCCUCGACGGCGACGCCUACAACGGCAAGCAGAAGACCAAAACCAAACUCGUCCCAAACUGCGGCACCAACCCCACCUUCAACUUCCCCAUGCGCUUCACCCUCGACGACUCUCUCACCCAACAGAACCGCCUCUCCCUCGAAGUCAAGCUCGUCUGCGAGCGCAGCCUCGGCGACAAGGACAUCGGCGCCGUCCACGUCCCCGUCAAGGAGCUCUUCGACUCCGCCGACCCCAAGAACAUGAAGUUCAUUUCGUAUCAGGUCCGGCGACCCUCCGGCAGGCCCAAGGGCGAGCUGAGUUUCUCUUACAAGUUUGGGGAAAAGGUGGCCGUGCCGGCGCCGGAAGUUGCGAAGAAAGGUGAGCCGGUGACGGCGUACCCGGUUGGUGCGCCGUCGUACGGGGCGUACGCGCAACAGGCCACGAGUUCGUCCGGGUCGGGUUACCCGCCGCCUCAACCCGGGUAUGGAUACCCGCCGCCGCCUCCUGGGGCGGGAUACCCGGAAGCGCCUCCACCGGGAUACGGGUACCCACCACCGCAACCGGGUUACGCGUACCCGCCGCAGCAGCCGGGGUAUGGAUAUCCGCCGCCGCCGCCGGGAUACGGAUACCCGCCGGUGCAGCAGCAGCAACCGGAGAAGAAGAAGAACAAGUUUGGGAUGGGAUUGGGCGCAGGGUUGCUAGGAGGUGUGCUUGGUGGGAUGUUGAUUGGAGAUAUGGUGUCUGACGGCGGCGGUGGAUGCGGUGGCGGAGGAUGCGGCGGUGGCGGUUGUGGUGGGUUUUGAUUUGGGGGAUGGUUGUGUUGGUUUUUGUGUUUAGACUUGAGAGUUGUACUAUUUUCGCUUGGAUUUUCAUUUGCUCCAUGUUUAACACAACAUUAAUUUGGUGUUCUUGCUUUGAUUUGAUUC